UCAAAAUCAUGCUUUUUUUAUAAUACUCCAGAUAUUACCAAACACCAUUGGAAGCUGUUCGAUAAUAAGACAACUUGUUUCAACCAGUUGUGCCGUAAACAGUUUACAACCUUAGAAAGGCAUCACCACUGUCGCAGAUGUGGAGGAAUAUUCUGCAGCUCAUGUUUACAGUUUAGUCGCCGCCUGAACUCACUAGCUAAACCUGAUCCUGAUGGUGACUGGCACAAGGUGUGUAAAGAUUGCUUUGAGCUUGGGCAGCUCACAGAUGGUCACACACGUUGUCACACUGCAGACUUUUUCGAACUGAGAACUGAAUAUAAGAGACGAGCAGCUGCUAAUGAGACACUAGAGUUGCAUACUUGGAGAUCAAAACUGGAUAUAGACAGAGAGUGUCAAAGACUUCUGAGAGGGUUUGAACAAAAUGUUGGACACUCUGAAUUGAUGCGGACAUUGCAAGGAUUCAAAACUUUAGUGACUACGCCAGAUUGGAUGAAGUCAAGAAUGUGGAUUAGAGAAGAUUUAGCAACAAAAUGUCAGACGUGCAAUGAAGCAUUCAGCAUUACCAGACAGAAGAACUGUUGUCAUGUUUGUGGGAUUGCUGUCUGCAAAUCAUGCUCAAGUGAGGACCUUAUCAUCUAUGUUCCUGAUGGAGAGAAGGAUGAAAAGGAGUAUUGGCCACCAAAACUGGCCAUCAUCAAAAUUAUAGGGUGCCCACCUGUGGAGCCUGAAAUCUGCUGGCCGUUGCGGGUGUGUCGCUCGUGCAGGAACAUCCUGGAAGCCAGACAGGUUCAGGCUUAUGGAGAAGAGCUAAACCCAUCAGUGAAGACAGAUUUUUUAGACAGACUGCACAAACUGAAUGAGACUUUCCAAGAAGCUGAAAACCGUGUCAGGGCUCAGUUACCAAAGUACAAAGAAAUCAUAGAUUUACUGGAAGAUAGUACAAGGAAAAGCAGCAGCGGUAAUAAUGUGAAAAUCCUAGCAAAAGCACAGGGAGAUCUGGCCGAUGUCCUUGCUCAGUACGUAUCCACGGUUCAACAGCUAAAGAAGCUGAGACCGCUGACAGAAACUCAGGCAUUGCUCUUGAAACAUUUUAUCAAG
Messenger RNA from Candidula unifasciata, 1098 nucleotides. The record is from the annotation of a GenBank genome assembly. Lineage: Eukaryota; Metazoa; Mollusca; Gastropoda; Stylommatophora; Geomitridae.